Amphibalanus amphitrite is the source of this 2213-nucleotide messenger RNA. Its product is annotated as thyrotropin-releasing hormone receptor-like. Gene Ontology annotation, molecular function: thyrotropin-releasing hormone receptor activity. The record is from RefSeq and is a predicted model, not a curated record. The transcript is spliced from 4 exons. Gene Ontology annotation, cellular component: membrane. The coding region runs from base 61 to 1416 and encodes 451 amino acids. Gene Ontology annotation, biological process: G protein-coupled receptor signaling pathway. NCBI's taxonomy places the organism in Eukaryota, Metazoa, Arthropoda, Thecostraca, Balanomorpha, Balanidae.
GUCAGAGACUGCGACCUGAAACAAACGGCUCGGAGACUGCGCUGCUGAAGUGUCGACACGAUGAGUCUCGCCGCCGCCGCUGCCCGGUGUGUACCGGGCGCCACUCGGAUGCCGCUGCUGGUGUUGACGGUGGUGGCGCUGUCAGCCCGGCCAGCGCACGCCGGCGACAUCCUCUCCCUGAUCCCGUCCAACUGCACACACAACACCACCGACGUAGGCGAGGCCUACUUCUGCUCGUGCCUCGAGGAGAGCGGGGUGACGUUCGAGAGCAGCGUCACCGAGCAGGUGCUGCGCAGUCGCACCGCGCUGGUGCACGCCUACAACUGCACCAUGUACUACACCACCUUCAUGCGGCUGGAGGCCAAGUUUCCGCUCUACUACUCGUACCCGUACCGCGCCGUGGGGGCAUUCUUUCAGGGCACCGUCUUCCUAGUCGGCUUCCUGGGCAACCUGCUGGUGGUGGUGGUGGUACGCCGGUCGCGCGCCAUGCACACCCCCACCAACUGCUACCUGGUCAGCCUGGCAGUGGCGGACAUCACGGUACUCAUCGCCGCAGUACCCAACGAGGUCUUCAUGUACUUCCUGGUGGCGCAGGCCUGGAUCUGGGGCAACGCCGGCUGUGCCAUCCUCAUCUUUCUGCAGAACAUGGGCAUCAACGCGUCCGCGCUGAGCGUGACGGCGUUCACGGUGGAGCGCUUCAUUGCCAUCUGCCUGCCGCUGAAGGCGCGCACCAUCUGUACCGUCAGCCGCGCCAAGCGCAUCAUCCUGGCUGUGUGGGUGUUCGCCUUCCUCUACUGCAUCCCCUGGAUGUUCCUCACCAAGGUCAGCCCCGUCCGCUACAUCGGCGUCAGCGACGUGCAGCAGUGCACCUUCAAGCUGUCCCGCCAGGCCUACCUGGGCUACUUCUUCGCCGACAUCGUGCUGUUCUACGUGGUUCCUCUGCUCAUCAGUAGCGUGCUGUACACCAUGAUUGCCGUGGUGGUCUUCCGACCGCCCCAGGCGCUCAAACAGAUGGGCUCCUCGACCACCGGCGGCGCGCAGGACGCCGGCGGCAGCAACAGCGGCAGAGCGCAGGUGAUCAAGAUGCUGCUCACUGUGGUGUCCCUAUUCGCGCUGCUCUGGCUGCCCUACCGGAGCUACCUGGUCUACAACUCCUUCGCCCAGACGGACGAAGACAAGUACAUGGACCUGUGGUUCCUCAUGUUCGCCAAAACAUGCGUCUACAUCAACAGCGCGAUCAAUCCGAUCCUGUACAACGCCAUGUCGGCCAAGUUCCGCCGCGCGUUCCGACAGGCCUUCCGCAGACUCUGCUGUAAGCCACCGCUGCGCUACGACGGAGUAGAGAUGACCACCGUUCCCCGACAAGCCACCCGAACCACGAGGCGUCGCGGUCUCGGAACCACAGAGGGCAUCUGAGGCACCCGAGGCCGGCCGGAGCCUCAGCCAAUCAGAGCGCGACCCUCCAAGGUCACGCGCUCACGUGACUCUCCGCCGCGGGCGAACUGUGUCACUGUUCGGUGUUAUAUGGGCGCUUUGACGUUCGAUGUGUUGGCAAGUGUUGAUGGUGCUGGCGUAAGGAACUAUACUAAAAUAGUGUUCGGUACAUGUUACUCCAUAGCUUAUACGGCGAUCCAUUUCUAUUGGUACAACUUCUAAGGGUUGUACUUAGGUACUGGUGUGCGGGUGGGACUGUCACCUCUGUAUGUCCUGCUCAAAGUGAUUGAUGUGCGAUGCCCUGCUUCUUUGUGUUUUUAAUUGGAACCGAGGUGUAAAAUUAACUUCGAAAUACGUGUACAGUUGUGCGCAUCAGUUUUGAAACCCAUCGCGCCCAACUCUCUUUGUUCGCAGUUGUUACGAAACGGACACUAACAUGUUAUGCGAUUGAAGUGCUCCACUUUUCAUGUAAAAUGUUACACCUCAUGACACCACAACGUGAAAGAGGCUGAGCACCGAACUUGCAAAGCCAAAACAGUCAGAGAGCACAUACAUUCUAGCAUAUUUGUGUGUACGUGUGUGUAUGCAUGCGUACGAGUAUGCUCGUACUUGUAUGCUCUUAUAUGUAGGCAUAAAGUUGAAAGAAAGAGACUCAUUUUCCAAUGAGCCCAGAAAAUGUUUUUGUAUUGUUCUCAUGGUCUCCUCAACCCAGCUAUCUGACGGAAAGCGUAUCCUGGCUAUUUAUAAGGAAAUUAAUGAAAUAAAUGAUCAACAAUAAA